AUGCGGUUGUUGCUUUUCUUUGCUUCGGUAAGUUGCUCAAAAAUUGGCGGCGACACAAAACAAAAAAAUUUUGUUCUAGGUUCUUGCGGUAAAUGGAUGGUUUCGCAACAGGGACACUGAUCAAAAGACCCAAGCGGUUAAUGUAGGUCAUGUUCUAUCUAGAAGAAAGUCAUAUCAGGAAAAUCUUUUGCCCGAAUCUCAAUGGUUUAACCAGAAACUCGACCACUUUGACAUAUUUUCCACAGAGACCUGGAGACAGCAAUAUUUUGUAAACGAGUCCUACUACCAUCCCGGAGGGCCUCAGAUUUUGUACGUAUACGGGGGAUCGGCAGCAAGUGGGGUGGAAAUUAUAACUGAGGCCAGUCCUAUUGUCCAAUACGCAAAAGCUGUAAACGCGAGACUAUGGUUGCUGGAGCAUCGAUACUAUGGGAAAAGUCAGCCAAAGCCGUAAGAUUGAGCGGUAGCUUAUUAAUUUUUUCACGUCUCUUUCAGAAAUCAUAGCAUUGAGAACUUGAAGUUCUUGUCCAGUCGGCAAGCCUUGGAAGAUGUCGCGAAUUUUAUUCGAAUUCAAAACGCAGACAGAGGCAUUCAGAAUCCUCGAUGGGUCCUUUUUGGAGGUUUUUAUGGAGGAUCAUUGGUUCUGUGGUCAAGAGUUUUGCAUCCGGAACUUUCUGUCGGUGCUGUUGGAUCAUCUGCUCCAAUGGAUAUUCGAAAAGAUUUUUACGGUACAAAAAAAUAUAUGUAGGAUCAAAAACGAUAGUAUACACCAUAAAACCUCUGUACCACAAACUGCCAUAUAUCAAAACACUUUUAUAGUGAGUAGUUUCUGAGGUCUCAACAGUCAGUUUUAGACCAAAAAACCUCUCUAUAAAAAAUGGUUUUUAUUGGACCCUUGCAAUUUAUUUUACAAAGGUUUUACCUCCUUAUAGAAGCCUGCCGAUUGCAGGAUACCUUCAAAGAACCGAAGAAGUCUAUCGAACCUACAUCUCGCUUGAAUGUGCAACUAUGAUCGAACAAGGCCUUAAAGAACUCGACGACAUGCUUGACAACACAGUGGAUCGUGCCCGUCUUCAGAAUCUUUUUAACUUUCUCCCGUCCGUGAAUGACCGUUUUCUUGUGUCCACGGAGAUUCAGCAUCUCUACUUUACAGUCUUGAAAUACUUUGCUGUCGCCGAAACUGGGUUGCUUGUAAGUUUAAGUUAAACCCUUAGAAUUGCCAAUAGCUCUUCGAUUUUUCAUUUUAUCAUUGCUUUAGGCCACCCAGAAAGUCUGUUCGUUUCUGCAGACCACCGCUGGGACUCCGUUGACUCGAAUGGCCGCUUAUGUAGCUAAUAUCACUAUAUCAAACAGCCUUGAUAUUAAUUACUACACUGAAGUUGCGCGUCUAAAAGACGAAAGUUACUCAGGUUGGCUUCAAAAUUUUCGUUGAAACUUUAUAGUUGAACGCGCAUGGAAAUGGCAACUUUGCACUGAAUUUGGCUACUUUUUCACCACAGCGUUUGAAAAGAACAUCUUCGGUGUGCUGCUGCCACCCGAGUAUUAUUACAAUCUUUGUACGGACGUUUUUGGCCUCGAAUAUAAUGUGAAUUACAUUGAAGCCGCCGUUCAACGUACUCGUGAUUUUUAUGGCCACGCUGAGGACUAUAAUGUAAGUGAUAUUAGUCUUGAAAAGCCUUCAGGGCACCAAUGUUCUCAUUACAAACGGCGAUAUCGAUCCGUGGAGCGCUCUUGGAGCGAAAGUCAACGGGCCUGGCCAGUCCUCAUAUCUGAUCUUUAGAGCUUCACAUUGUGAAGACUUGGCCGUACCCACCUCAACAGAUGUGCCGGAAUUGACGGCUAUCCGCGGUAUAACAAUGCAAAAAUUGACGGAGUGGAUUCAAGGGGCGCCUCCCAAACAAAGUCAACUGAAAACUGCAAAAGUCAUGGCAAAAAAAGAUGACGGUUUGAUCGCAAAGAUACGAAAAUCUACUCUCUGCAAUGACUGCAAAAAUGAAAUGCCGGUGAGGGAUUGAAGUUAACUUCUAUAAAUAAUAAUUUAGAAGAAAAACCAGACAGAUGACAUUCACUUUGACUUUCCAUUUAUCCGCCCGCGCUUUUCGUUGCAAUCGAAACAUGCCGCACCUACAGGAUCAGAUCCAGAGCCAACUCCAGGAAAGAUGCUGCAAUAUUUAGAUCAUUUCGACGCUAAUACAACAAUGUUUGUGCAGGUAGAGUUAGGCUGUUUUUUGCAAUUUCAAUUCCUGGCUUGACUCCAUACAGUCACACCUCUAUAUACUAUCCACCAGUUGCAUGUGACCAAAAAAUGUAUUCCUCUUGAAGCCGUGCCUUUUCAUGACGAGAAUCUCGGCUUUUUUCCGGCGUGAGCCUCUAUGUACACGAAGGUACACAAUAGGGAAUAGGGUUUAUUGGGUAACAUAAUAUUAAUACAACAGAACCUCACACGAGAAGCGAGACAUCGAUUUAUGAGAAAUUGAUCUAUUGUUGUCCUUUGAUUCCAUGGAUAUUCGUGGAAAAAAAAUUGGCGGUUUCAAUGAAGUCGCCAGCAUAAGAGGGCUCGUUGUACAUACAGGGAUUAACUGUGUCUAAAUCCGCCUGGAGUAUGUUCUUACAAGAGCGCCUACUAUAUCAUGUUUUCAGUAUUUCUACGCAAACGACAAGUAUUACAAGCCCGGAGGCCCGGCAUUGUUAUUUAUUGGUGGUGAAGCAUCCAUCGGUUCAUAUCUCACCCACGAUGAAAGCAGCUACUUUGUGAUCUACGCCAAAGAAGUGAACGCUGCAUUAUACUGCCUAGAACAUCGGUAUUACGGACAAAGCCUUCCAUUUGCGUAAGUCGUCAUUAGCGAAGCAUACAAAACAAGGAAGAAUUUUUGUUUAGAUUAGUAAUUUUAGCGACUUCUCGGUGGAAAAUCUGAAGUACUUGACUUCUCAGCAAGCUCUUGCCGACAUUGCCGUUUUUAUUGAGACAGUGAACUUUUAUAAAGGAUACCAAAACCCGAAAUGGAUCACUUUCGGCGGGUCGUAUUCAGGAGCGUUGUCCGGCUGGUUCCGCCAAAAGUAUCCGGCUCUUACGGUUGGAACUUUUGGAAGUUCUGGUGUAUUUGAUACAAAAGUUGAUUUUUACGGUAUGAGAGACUCUUACCUAGGCGUUGCAGCUCUUGUAUCGCCGUUUAUUAGAGACAUAAAGCAGAUUUUUCAGAGUUCAUGCAAAUUGUUCAAAACUCAACAAUAGCCUGCAGCGGAAAGAUAAAUGAAGGUUUUAUAGCUCUUGAGCUGUAUCUGUCGACAACUGAAGGAAGACGAGGGCUUAAUCAGUUACUAUGGUAAUCUUUGGUCUCAGUUUGGCCUUACUUACUUGUUGUAUACUAUACUAACACCGUGAAAGUUUAGUAACGAUCAGUGCGAUGUGCUGACUACCGACUCCAUAGAUCCGUUUGACAAGAUGGCUUUUUAUAGCCUGCUUUACAAUCAGAUUGUUUUAGAAGCCGCCUAUAAUGUACGUUUUUUGUACCCAAAAAGGUCCUCAUAAUGUAAUUUAUCAGGACUUUUGCCCUGAAUAUAAAGGUGGUCAUAUAAGAUCUCGGAAUUUUUUUUUCCAAAUGGCGAUUUUCGGUGCACAAAAAAGUCGACGCCCAAACCGAAAAAUUGGCGUCAACUUAAUUUUUUCACCACCGAAUUCCGAAAUGCGGUGCAGACUUAAGACUUUGUGCACUGAUUUCGAAAAACAGAAAAAUUUACCGAAUUUCAGAAUUCGGUGCCGAGAAAAAAAUAAGUCGACGCCAAUUUUCCGAUUUGGGCGUCGACUUUUUUGUGCACCGAAAAUCGCGAUUUGGGAAAAAAAAUUCCGAGAUCUUAUAUGACCACCUUUAUAUAAACACCAAUGUUUUUAGGUAGGCCCUUUAUGUCAAAGAUGGAACAAUAGCAGCCUCUUGCCACUGCAAAAAUUUUUGCCCUUCAACGCUGGGCUGAGCUACGACGCUAUUACUCAAGCCCUCAGCGAUCCGACAAAUAUUAAUCGUCCUUGGAUGUGGCAAGUAUGUAAUGAAUUUGGUUUCUUCGUAACAACCGAUAUUGGAUAUAACAUUUUUGGCGGUGGUGUUCCAUUGAAGUAAGUGGCUUAAAAAUUAAAAAUGAUUGAUCAAGCGCUGUUCCUACAGGAUCUACUAAUUUUUUACAUCUAUUUAUUUUUUUAGCUACUUCAUUGAAACUUGUCGAAGGGCUUUCGGUCCGUCUUUUACUCGCGACCAAAUCGAGGCCAAAAUCAGGAAAACACAGCAAUUUUAUGGAGGGGCCAAGGGAUUCAGAGCCACAAGACAUUUGCACAUCCAAGGAACUGUUGAUCCAUGGCAUGCCGCCGGGUUCUACACUGACAAUGAAGACCAUGGAGAGGAUGUGAGGACUUUUCUGAUCGACGGAGCUUCACAUUGCUCAGAUCUCACGGCCCCCUCGCCUCUUGACAGUGAAGGUGUAAAGGAGGCUAAAGCAUUAGUAUUGGAGACGAUGAAGCGAUGGAUCGCCUGA
Messenger RNA from Bursaphelenchus xylophilus (pine wood nematode), 4518 nucleotides. The record is from the annotation of a GenBank genome assembly. Lineage: Eukaryota; Metazoa; Nematoda; Chromadorea; Rhabditida; Aphelenchoididae.